UUCUUGCAGCGAGAGAUUUGGAAAGCGUCAUUUCUCGGCCAACAUCUCGCAAGUUGACAGAAGACAUUAUUAUUGUCGCUGGUGUAUGAUGAAGGCCGCAAGCUCGAUCGAUCAUUGGAGCUGCGGCAAGCGUACCAGUACUUGAUGGAUGAAGAAAGCGUUUCUCGUUUCUGCAGGCAACGGCAGCGGGACCCUCAAAGACCACCACUGCCAACAUCUCAAACUCUGCCCCAAGCCUUACCCUCACAUCGAGAUCUGGAGCAACAGAUCGCAAUUCACCGGCUGGUACAGCACACGCGCACGGGCAUUCCGUUUCGAGGCAGAUUUCACAUGCAAAGUUGACGUUUCGUCCGCCUCCGGUCAAGUUCGGAAAUUAUUACUUGCGCUCACGCCCAGCGACACGUCAGGUCCGAUAGGCGACAGGUGCUAAGACGCCACUGCCAUGCAGUCUGAGAUACGGGAGCAGCUCCCGGACAUCGAUUCCGUGGUGGUCGAUUACGCAGCUGGUUAUCUAAAUCACGCGGCUCGACAGUUCAGUGCAGAGGCCGACCCGUUGGCAGAGGCCGCAGCAGUGAUAACGCAGCUUCUGAUAUCUGCAUCUGGAGACCUUUCUGACGAAAACGAGGCCUCCGUCCAGAACUUGGUCCAGAAGUUCGUGUCACGACUCAAUAGUCAAAAUGGCGUUGACGGCGAGAGGCGACAGCAGGCGCCAUCCGCCAAGAGGCUUGAUCAAACCAUUCAAGUAGCGUCACAACGAGGCGUAUCAUCUACGCUCGGUCUCACAGGUGGCACUGUCGACCUAGAGUCGGCAAACACUCGCAAGGUGGAGUCUCGUGUUGACAAGAAGAAGCUCGAAAAAGCCGAGCGCAAACUGCGCGCAAAGCAAGACCGUAAAGUCUUCAAGACUGUCGAGUAUGAGGCCUCCCGCCUGCUGGACCAGCCAGACGAGCAGCAGUCAUACGAAGAGUUCUUCAUGGCUGUUAAUCCUCUGCAGCUGGGCUCAGAUGCGCAAUCCAAGAGCAAAGAUAUCAAGGUCGAUGGCAUUGACAUCUCCAUUGGUGGUAAGCGUAUCUUAUCAGACACAAACCUGACUCUUGCCUAUGGCCGUAGAUACGGUCUGGUGGGUCAGAAUGGUAUUGGUAAAUCGACAUUGCUUAGAGCGCUCAGUAAACGUGAGGUUGGAAUUCCAACCCAUAUUUCUAUCCUACACGUCGAGCAAGAAAUCACUGGAGAUGACACACCCGCUCUGCAGGCCGUUCUGGAUGCCGAUGUGUGGCGAAAACACCUGCUCAAGGAGCAGGAGAAGAUUUCGAAAGAACUUGCCGAACUUGAAGCAGAGCGAUCGUCCAUGGCGGAUACGUCAACCGAUGCUGCGCGCCUAGACAAGCAACGCGAGGGUCUAGACAUAACGCUCAGCGAUGUUCAAGGCAAGCUCGCAGAAAUGGAGUCCGAUAAAGCUGAAUCUCGCGCGGCUAGCAUUCUCGCUGGUCUGGGAUUCUCGCACGAGAGGCAACAAUUCGCCACCAAGACCUUCUCUGGUGGUUGGCGUAUGCGUCUGGCGCUGGCACGAGCCCUCUUCUGCGAACCCGACCUUCUGCUGCUCGACGAGCCUUCGAACAUGUUGGACGUGCCUUCUAUCACGUUCUUGUCAAAUUAUCUGCAAGGAUAUCCAAGCACAGUGUUGGUGGUGUCCCACGACAGGGCUUUCCUAAACGAAGUUGCUACCGAUAUCAUUCACCAACAUUCAGAGCGCCUGGACUACUACAAAGGCGCGAACUUCGACUCCUUCUAUGCAACCAAGGAGGAGAGGCGGAAGACUGCACAGCGAGAGUACGAGAAGCAGAUGGCCGAACGUGCUCAUCUGCAAGCUUUUAUCGACAAGUUCCGUUACAACGCUGCCAAAUCUUCUGAAGCUCAAUCUCGGAUCAAGAAGUUGGAGCGUAUGCCCGUGCUUGAAGCGCCAGAGAGUGUCUACACUGUACACUUCAAGUUCCCUGAGGUCGAGAAGCUGUCACCGCCAAUCAUCCAAAUGACUAAUGUCACUUUCGGCUACACACCAGACAAAAUAUUGCUGAGGAACGUCGACCUGGACGUGCAGCUGGAUUCACGUAUUGGAAUUGUUGGACCAAACGGUGCAGGCAAGACAACGGCGCUGAAGCUGCUCAUUGGCGCACUCUCGCCCACUUCCGGAUUGAUCUCACAGAAUCCACGCUUACGCAUUGGAUUCUUCGCUCAGCACCAUGUUGAUGCCCUUGAUCUCAACGCCAGUGCCGUUGGCUUCAUGGCCGCAAAGUAUCCUGGCAAGUCAGAUGAAGAGUAUCGUCGCCAUCUCGGAGCGUUUGGUAUUACUGGCAUGACCGGAUUGCAGAAGAUGGGACUCUUGUCAGGAGGACAAAAGUCAAGAGUGGCAUUCGCGUGUAUUGGUCUGCAAAACCCACACAUCCUGGUACUCGAUGAGCCUUCGAAUCAUCUUGAUAUCGAAGCAAUGGACGCUCUCAGCACGGCAUUACGUGAAUUCCAAGGAGGUGUGCUGAUGGUCAGCCACGAUGUGACGAUGCUUCAGAACGUCUGCACUAGUCUCUGGGUGUGUGACAACGGAACGGUCGAGCAUUUUGACGGUACUGUCAAGGACUACAAGAAGCGCAUCUCGGCUCAAGCGGGUGAGGCAGGCGUGGUUGCUCAGCAUUAGAUGUUCAGAUACUGCGCAAUUUUACUUGCUUCAGCGAAGUGUAGACCAGGGAGGAAUCGCCAGCGCUCAAUGGACUUUUGGAACACACGCACGAUUUGCAUGCACACAUACCUAUGCUGGUGAAAAGUAGAUCAUAGAGAUUGGGGAGUGAGCAGACACUAGACUAGACAUGUUCACAAGCCACACUUGGCGAAAUGCUCAAGCCUCACGCCACA
Cercospora beticola is the source of this 2904-nucleotide messenger RNA. It is a transcript of the gene GCN20, whose product is annotated as putative AAA family ATPase GCN20. Gene Ontology annotation, molecular function: ATP hydrolysis activity; ATP binding. The record is from RefSeq and is a predicted model, not a curated record. NCBI's taxonomy places the organism in Eukaryota, Fungi, Ascomycota, Dothideomycetes, Mycosphaerellales, Mycosphaerellaceae.